Molecule: messenger RNA, 1713 nt
Organism: Striga asiatica
Lineage: Eukaryota; Viridiplantae; Streptophyta; Magnoliopsida; Lamiales; Orobanchaceae
Source: the annotation of a GenBank genome assembly
UUCGUGUAAUGACGGUGUUAUAAUGUAACCUAACCAUGAAUAGUUUAGGUUACUUGCUACAAGAAAGGAUUUUUUUUUGCCCGAAGAAAUGUUAUUAUUCUCAUUAUGAGAUUUAAAUUUCGGCCAUAAAACAUAUGAUAAGCAAUUUCCAAAACCCAGAAAUUUUAUAAUGCCAUCUUUGGCAUGGAUAUUUCACUUUUAUCUCUCUCUCUCUCUUUACUAGUUACUAGUAAAAACUAAUGUGCUCACAGCAGAAGCCGAGUAGAGAGUAUCUUCAUCCUAAACACCACAAUCGCCACGUGGCGGGCUACAGAACCAAUGAAAUAACACCUUAUCCUAUCUCUUAUCUUACUCGCACCAACACCACCAACAUUAUCUAUCUCAACACAUUCACCACACUAUACUUUUGUAAUAAGAAGAAGCAAAAGGAUUUAGACCCAGUUUAGUGAUCAAGAAAAAAGGAAAAUAAAAUAAUAAAAUAAUCAUGGCGUCCUCAUUACAAGCAGCUGCAACACUCAUGCAGCCGGCCAAGUUCGGCGGCUCCACCAGAAGCAGCCUCCAUCUCCGACCAGUCGGCAAAUCGUUCGGCUUCGAGCCGGCCAGCGCCAGCAAGGUGUCGUGCUCGCUUCAGACUGAUGUCAGGGAGUUGGCCCACAAGUUCACUGAUGCUGCUAAGAUUGCUGGCUUCGCUCUUGCCACGUCAGCACUUGUCUUCUCGGGAGCCAACGCUGAGGCAGUCCCCAAACGGCUAACCUUCGACGAGAUACAGAGCAAAACGUACCUCGAGGUCAAGGGCACCGGCACAGCCAACCAAUGCCCCACGAUCGACGGUGGAGUCGAAUCCUUCGCCUUCAAGCCCGGCAAAUACGACGCCAAGAAAUUCUGCCUCGAGCCCACUUCCUUCACCGUCAAGGCCGAGAGCGUGAGCAAGAACUCCCCUCCCGAGUUCCAAAAAACCAAGCUCAUGACCCGACUCACCUACACUCUCGACGAGAUCGAGGGCCCGUUCGAAGUCUCGCCAGACGGGACCAUCAAGUUCGAGGAGAAAGACGGAAUCGAUUAUGCGGCAGUCACGGUUCAACUUCCCGGAGGGGAAAGAGUCCCCUUUUUAUUCACCAUAAAGCAGCUCGUUGCCUCUGGAAAACCCGACAAUUUCAGUGGGGAGUUUUUGGUCCCUUCUUACCGUGGCUCGUCUUUCUUGGACCCCAAGGGAAGGGGGGGGUCAACUGGGUAUGAUAACGCGGUGGCGUUGCCAGCUGGCGGGAGGGGAGACGAAGAGGAGCUCGAGAAGGAGAAUAACAAGAAUGUGGCAUCUUCGACUGGGAAGAUUACGUUGAGCGUGACCAAGAGUAAGCCGGAGACUGGGGAGGUGAUUGGGGUGUUUGAGAGCGUGCAGCCUUCAGAUACUGAUUUGGGGUCAAAGGCACCUAAGGAUGUUAAGAUCCAGGGUAUUUGGUAUGCGCAGCUCGACUCGUAAGAAAGACUUGCUGCACGUUCAGGAGUGGAUGACUGCUACUGCUACUGCUAUUGCUGCUACUCUGUUGCAAAACAGUCGAUAAUUAUAUUGAGAUGGGGAACAAUAACAGUAUAAGGUAAAAAAACAUAAAAAAACAGUGAAAUGAGUUUAGAAGGCAUUAGCCAUUGUAUUAAGACAAACCAGGUAAUUGAUAAACAGAGAUUGAAGUCACUUGCUAUAUAACAAAUGCAUCUUCG